GUUAUUUUUCUGUUUUUAUAGCGAACAUAACCUCGCCUACAUAUUUACACCAAUUUACUUAGUCCUCUAUCAAGUUAUCGCUGGUAACAAUAGUUACGUGAGUGAUAUAUCAUACCCUAACAACAAUUUCCUUGUCGAAUACUGCUUCAGCACAAACAACAUGACUUCUGAUUUCGCGACCUACAAGCCAGUCGAGGGCACAAUUCUUCGGUGGAAUUACACUAACGAAGAAUUGAAACAGCGGACAGAUGAUCUUAUCUCUUCAUCGAAGAAGGUCUACAACACACUGGCCAGUCUAAAAGAUGAGCAACUAACUUGCGACACCGUCAUCAAAGCGUUAGCUGACGAUGACAGCAUCUUUGCCACGAUUGGAACCCUAGUUGACUUCCCACAGUACGUCUCUGCGGAUGAAACGGUGAGGGAAACAAGUUGCGCUUGCGACAAGCUCAUCUCUGCGUACACGGUGGAGUGUAGUAUGCGUGUAGAUGUAUACGAACGAGUGAACACGUUCAGCCAAAAGGAGGCAGAGGUGGAAAAGUUAUCCGCCGAGGGUAAGCGCUAUCUGGAGCGUUUGUUGCGAUCGUAUCGACGUAAUGGUCUGCAUCUCGAUGCCGAUACGCGCGAGACGAUCACGGAAAUCAAGACAAAGAUGUCGGAGCUCGGCAUCGAUUUCUCGAAGAACCUGAAUGAUGUCAAGGCAAAGCUGGAGUUUACUUCAGCCGAUCUCAAGGGUUUACCAUCAGACUUCAUCGAAUCUCUCGACAAGGUAGAAGAUUCCGAUGACAAAUAUUUCCUUACGCUAUCGUACCCUCACGUCUUCAAUGUCAUGAAGAAAUGCUGUGUAUCUGAGACACGCAAGAAAAUGAACAUAGCUUUCAACUCGAGGUGCUUAGAAGCAAACACUGCUAUCCUGGAAGAAUUAAUAGCUCUGAGGCACAAAUUGGCGGGUAUUUUGGGAUACGAGACCCAUGCAGAUCUGAUUACGGAGAUUCGAAUGGCUGGUAGCAAGAAGGCGGUCAGCGACUUCCUAUCGGAUCUAGAGCAGAAACUUUCGCCGCUUGCCGCUCAGGAAAUGGACAAACUUCUGGACCUCAAGAAGGCUGAUUGCGCAGAGACGGGCACUGAUUUUAACGGAAAUAUCAAUGCCUGGGAUACGAGCUACUAUCAAAAUCUGGUACAAGAGAAGCAAUUUCAAGUGGAUCAUCAGGCCCUCAAAGAGUAUUUUCCUCUUCAUAAAGUCACAAAAGGGUUGCUUGAGAUCUACCAAACCUUACUAGGUCUCAAGUUCACGGAGGUGAAGGACGCACACUCAUGGCAUAAGGAUGUUCAAUUGUUCCGUGUGGAUGAUAAUACACCCGGAUCUUCAGAACUCAUGGGCUACUUCUACCUAGAUCUGCACCCGAGAGAGGGCAAGUAUGGCCAUGCUGCCUGCUUUGGAUUACAGCCUGGGUGUAUCGGUACCGACGGUGAGAGACAGGUUCCCGUCGCCGCCUGCGUAUCAAACUUCACCAAGCCAAGUGCCACCAGACCCUCACUGCUGCUGCACAGUGAAGUCGAGACUUACUUCCAUGAAUUUGGUCAUGUCAUGCACAAUAUCUGCGCACGUGCGGACUAUCAGAUGUUUGCGGGCACAAGUGUGGAGCGUGACUUUGUGGAGGCGCCGUCGCAAAUGCUGGAGAAUUGGUGCUGGGAGAAAGAGAGUUUGCGCAUGAUGAGUGAGCACUACGAGACCAAGCAGCCGAUCCCGGACGAGAUGAUCGAUUCACUGGUUGCAUCCAAGAAGGCCAAUGCAGGGCUUCUGAACAAAAGACAGAUUCUGUUGGCUACAUUCGACCAAACUAUCCAUCGGACGGCCUCGAUCGACACUGCCAAGACCUUCCAUGAGUUGUCGAAGCGAAUCUGGGGUGUCACUCAACCUCCAGGAACCAACAUGGCUGCAAGCUUUGGACAUCUCGCCGGAGGCUACGAUGCACAGUACUAUGGGUACAUGUGGUCUGAAGUGUAUAGUGCCGACAUGUUCUCGGAGCGGUUCGAGAAAGAAGGUAUCUUGAAUGCCAAGACGGGGAUGGACUACCGUCGAAGCAUCUUGCAGCCUGGAGGUACCAGAGACGCCAUGGAUUCACUGGUCGAAUUUCUGGGUCGCGCUCCUACUGCCGAUGCUUUUCUACGGUCUAAGGGAUACGAGGCAUGAGUAAUAUAUAGUAGACAGUUAGGAAGGUAGCUCUUGUAUGUG
Molecule: messenger RNA, 2233 nt
Organism: Sphaeroforma arctica JP610
Lineage: Eukaryota; Ichthyosporea; Ichthyophonida
Product: thimet oligopeptidase
Exons: 14
Coding region: 161-2191 (676 amino acids)
Biological process (GO): peptide metabolic process; proteolysis
Cellular component (GO): mitochondrial intermembrane space
Molecular function (GO): metalloendopeptidase activity
Source: RefSeq, a predicted model, not a curated record